Molecule: messenger RNA, 1627 nt
Organism: Ricinus communis (castor bean)
Lineage: Eukaryota; Viridiplantae; Streptophyta; Magnoliopsida; Malpighiales; Euphorbiaceae
Exons: 1
Coding region: 735-1355 (206 amino acids)
Source: RefSeq, a predicted model, not a curated record
UGUUGUUAAGUUAUGAAAUAAAUUUUGAGAUUUGAUAAUGAAGUGAAUAAAUGAUCACGUGGAAGAGUUAUGAACUGGUCUUUAAAUCAUUGGUUAUGGAUAGAACUUAGGAUUUUGACAUGCUAGACUGUUUUUCUUUGAUUAAACAUGAUGUGCCUUAAUUUUUUUAAAAUUAUAAAUUUAAUUAUAGUUUUUUUUUUUUGCAGAAAAUUAUCAGUUUAUUUUAAAUGAAAUAGACUCAUUCAGAUUUGAAUCAUGUUUUGACUACGCACCUAUAUGAACCGAGGGUUUAAAAUCCCUAAUAAUCCAUAAAGUUGGAGGGCCCAGAUGUCGGAAAUGGGACUUGAGGAGGUUAAUCCCAACAAAUGCCAAACUCAGGGGGCUUAUAGAUGAGUUUUGCCAUUCAAAAAUUACAUGACCGUUGGGGGAACAACGUUAAGGGACAAAUCCGUCAUUAUAUAUGCUAAGAGAGUAAACGAAAACCGUCGUAAACGUUGUCACGCUUCUUCACAAUCAGGCCACUAAGGUCACCGCGAAAGGAUAUUCCUGGAAAUACACAUAUAUUUAAAUUCUCCCAGAUUUGACCGUUAUGAAAAGCCCAAAUAAUAAUAUCCUACCGUUUCAAAAACAGAGAGGCUUCCUCUCUACUGUUUCUCUCUUCUCUAAAGUCAACUAAAAUCAAUCUCUUGAAUCUCACUUAUUGCGUGUCUCCCUCUCUCUACAAAUUCACAAUCAUGGCAGAUCAGAGCACAAACCCAUCAAUUAUGGAGCCAAAGCCACAACACCCACUUCACCAAAUUGCAGAAACACCAACCCAUAAGCUCCUUUUGAAGCAAUGGCACAAAGAGGAAGAGCUAAUACUGAAUAGAAUCUCUCUUAAAGAAACUCAAAUAGACUCUGUUCGCAAAGAAAUCACACAGCUUUACAUCUUCUUCUUUCUCUUCCACUCCAUAUCUUUACUCUUACUCUUCAAUGCAUCUUCCUCUAAUAAGGACCCACUAGGAAGUGGGUCCUUAUGCAAGAGAUCAUGGAUUCCAUCAUUUUGUUCUCUUUUGUGUUCUUUGGGUUUAAUCUGGGCAGUGAGAUAUAAAACUGAUGUUGAGUGCCACAUGGAGAAGUUGCUGGAGAGGGAAAAAGAAGAUGGGAAGUUGCUGGGAAAGUGUGUAGAAGAGUUGAAGAAAAAAGGAGUUGAAUUUGAUCUUUUGAAAGAAGUCGAUGCGCUUAGAAGAGCUAAGAGCUUGCGUGUGGAAACUAAGGUUGUAAGGAAAUGGUCUGCAAGGGAUUUUGUUACUCUUUUUUUCUUUAGUGUAUCUUGUCUGGUCCUUGGAUUGACAAGGAUCAUUUUGUGUAGUUAAUUGGUUCCCGAGUCUUGUUGGAUUUUGGGAAAUGGGUAGAAAUUUUGUAACUUUUGUUUCAUGGAAGAAGAUGAUUCUUUGUUGCUGCCAUUGAAUUGGGUGGCAAAUGGUAGGGCAGAACAUUCUGUUCUGCGAUCUAGUGAUUCGGGGAAUUCAUAAUGGUAAAAUCAUGAAAUAAGUGUGAUUGGUGAUGUUGGCAUAUGAUUUCUAUUUGAAAAAUAUAUUUGCUUAAUUUCAUGGGAAAAAAAAGUUUAAAAAUGUUUUUAGUUGAA